Messenger RNA from Astyanax mexicanus (Mexican tetra), 1732 nucleotides. RefSeq names its product golgi phosphoprotein 3-like (gene golph3l). The transcript has 6 exons. Gene Ontology annotation, biological process: retrograde vesicle-mediated transport, Golgi to endoplasmic reticulum; Golgi to plasma membrane protein transport; Golgi organization. Lineage: Eukaryota; Metazoa; Chordata; Actinopteri; Characiformes; Acestrorhamphidae. Gene Ontology annotation, cellular component: Golgi cisterna; cytosol; trans-Golgi network. The record is from RefSeq and is a predicted model, not a curated record. Gene Ontology annotation, molecular function: phosphatidylinositol-4-phosphate binding. Bases 175 to 1035 code for a protein of 286 amino acids.
CUUACAAAGAAAAAGAAGAAGAAGAAAAACAGGUAGAACCAGGUACAUUAUUUACUGACGGAACCCCGGCGACGUCAGACAGACAGGUCCUCCUACAGGUGCUCAGAUCUUUACCAGCCAGUAAAGAACAGACUGCUGAUUUACUGCUGGAGCUCAGGAUCAGAGAGCAGUGGGAUGACCACUCUGACGAAGCGGAGUCGGCGUGUAGACACGCCCACUGAGAGGCGGAGUCAGGAUGAGGAGGAGGAGAAACAGAAGGGUAGAGGGACAGAUGAAGAGGAGGAUGGAGAUGGUAAAGAACUGAGACUCACUCUGAUGGAGGAAAUACUGCUGCUGGGACUGAAGGACAAAGAGGGUUAUACGUCGUUCUGGAACGACUGUAUCUCGUCUGCUCUGAGAGGUGCGAUGCUGGUGGAACUGGCUCUGAGAGGUAGAAUACACCUGCAGCCCCAGAGCAUGAGGAGGAAACCCCUGCUGGAGCGCAAGGUGAUGGUUAAAUCAGAUGCUCCUACAGGUGAUACUCUGCUGGAUGAAGCACUGAAGCACAUUAAGAACACUCAGCCUGCAGAAACAGUGUCUAGCUGGAUCGACCUGCUCACAGGUGAAACGUGGAAUCCUAUGAAGAUGCACUUCCAGCUGCCGCAGGUUCGCGAGCGCCUGGCGAAGAGUUUGGUGGAGAAGGGCGUCCUGACCACCGACAAGCAGAACUUCUUCCUGUUCGACAUGACCACCCACCCCCUUGCCAACGAGAAGGAGAAAGAACGACUGCUCCAAAAACUGCAGGCCAGUCUUUUGGAUCGCUGGACGAAUGACCCGCACCGGCUGCCCCGCCGGACCCUCGCCCUGCUGGUUCUGGCCCACGGCGGCGACGUUCUGGAAAAAGCUCUGGCCGCACUGCCUGACGCCCAGUACGUAACCGCUGGCCAGCGAGCUCGGGACAUGCUGGAGACCAACGCCAACCAACACAGCGGAAAGGCCACCAACCCCACCGAGGAGAUCAUCUGGGCCGUACUCGCCGCCGUCAACCGAGGCUGAUAAUCAGCCAAACAGCGCCACCAAAUGACGGACUCAUCUCACGCCUGUUAAUGAAGCAGAUUCAAAUGUAAUGUUCAACAGAGAACUGAAGGAACCCACAGACUGCUCGUAAUAAAGUGCCUUAGAUACGGCCACUUUAUUAGAAACACUUUCCUAACUUUUACUGACCCUCACAAUGGCCACUUUGUUAGAAACACCUACCUACUACCCUGUGUUUCCUCUCAUUGGCCAAUUUAUUAGAAACACCUUCCUAACUUUUACUGCCCCUCACUGUGGCCACUUUAGUAGAAACACCUACCUACUACCUUGUGCUUCCACUCACUGGCCAGUUUAUUAGAAACACCUGCUGUACCUUGUACCUGGAUUUUUAUAUUAAUGUUUACUGAAGGUGUGUUGCACUUUAGAAGUUAUUGUGAUGUUUUAAAUGAAGAAACUGGACAGUAUCCCCUGUACAUCACCUGUGCAUCAACUGUGUUUUACCUGUGUUAACACCUUUGUACCACCGGGGUAUCACCUAUGUUUACAUCACAUGUGUCACAUGUGUACGACAUAAAUAUCACAUGUGUUUUACCCGUGUAUCUCCUGUGUAUAACACGUGUCAACCUGUGUAUCACCCGUGUAUCAUCUGUGAAACACAUGUGUAUCACAUGUGUCGUAUAGGGUACUGAUGAUGAAAUUAAAUGAUGAAUAAACUCUC